GACCGCGUGCCCGUGUCCGUGCUCACGGGCUUCCUCGGGAGCGGGAAGACGACGCUGCUGAACCACAUCCUGACGCAGACGCACGGGAAGAAGAUCGCCGUCAUCGAGAACGAGUUCGGCGCCGUGGGCAUCGACGACGAGCUCCUCAAGGCGAACACGAAGAUGCAGUCCGAGGACGAGAUCAUCGAGAUGAUGAACGGCUGCAUCUGCUGCACCGUGCGCCAGGACCUCGUCGUCGUCCUCCAAAAGCUCGCGAAGCGCGUCGCGGCGGGCGAGCUCGCGCUCGACGGCAUCGUCAUCGAGACGACGGGCAUGGCGGACCCGGCGCCCGUGGCCCAGACCUUCUUCGUCGAGGAGAGCGUCCAGAAGUUCGCGCGCCUCGACGGCAUCAUCACGCUCGUCGACGCGAAGCACGUCGAGCAGCACCUCGACGAGGAGAAGCCCGAGGGCGCGGAGAACGAGGCCGUGGAGCAGGUCGCCUUCGCGGACCGCCUCAUCGUCAACAAGGUCGACCUCGUCACGGACGACGACCUCGCGCGCGUCGAGCAGCGGCUCCGGGGCAUCAACGCGUUCGCGCCGAUCGUCCGGUCCGAGCGGUCGCGCGUCUCCGUCGACCAGGUGCUCGGCAUCGGCGCCUUCGACCUGACGAAGACGCUGGAGAUGGACCCGGCGUUCCUCGACACGGACGCGGAGCACGAGCACGACGACUCCGUGUCGAGCGUGUCCAUCACGACGCCCGGCGACGUCCACAUGCUCCUCGUGAACGACUGGAUCUCCGACGUGCUCCAGAACAAGGGCGCGGACAUCUACCGCAUGAAGGGCGUGCUCUCCAUCGCCGGCGCGCCGGAGAAGUUCGUCUACCAGGCCGUGCACAUGAUCUUCGACGGCGAGUUCGAGGGCGCGUGGGCGCCCGGCGAGGCCCGGACGAACAAGCUCGUCUUCAUCGGGAAGCGCCUCGACAAGGCAGCGCUCGAGGCGGCCUUCGCGGGCUGCCUC
Aureococcus anophagefferens is the source of this 996-nucleotide messenger RNA. RefSeq lists its product as hypothetical. The record is from RefSeq and is a predicted model, not a curated record. Lineage: Eukaryota; Pelagophyceae; Pelagomonadales; Pelagomonadaceae. Gene Ontology annotation, cellular component: cytoplasm. The annotation marks the transcript as partial. The transcript has a single exon.